Messenger RNA from Lathyrus oleraceus (garden pea), 1480 nucleotides. RefSeq names its product palmitoyl-acyl carrier protein thioesterase, chloroplastic. Bases 237 to 1370 code for a protein of 377 amino acids. Gene Ontology annotation, molecular function: fatty acyl-[ACP] hydrolase activity; acyl carrier activity. The record is from RefSeq and is a predicted model, not a curated record. Gene Ontology annotation, biological process: fatty acid biosynthetic process. The transcript has 6 exons. Lineage: Eukaryota; Viridiplantae; Streptophyta; Magnoliopsida; Fabales; Fabaceae.
CAAGCAACACCUCUCACAUUCUUCUAUUUUUACGUGCAAGUUAACGAUCAAUAUCUCAUUACUAUCAUAUCAACACAUAAUCUUCUCUUUUGCUUUUCCUAAGCUACUCCUACCUAAAUUUUUCAAUAGUUGUUACACCUGCAAAUUAUACACAAGAAACAUGAGAUAGAUUUAAAUGUAAAUUUUAACAUUACUUUUUUCACUUUUCCUUGUGAUUUGAGUUGUUCUUAAUUUCAAUGGCAUCAAUAAGCAACAUUGGUUUACAUGGGAAUUGGAAUCUGAGCAAUGCAAAGAAGGAAAAUGUGAUCUACACAGGAAAUCUUAGAUUUAAUUAUUUUCAUCAUCACAACAACAAACGAAGAUUUUCACCGGUGAUUACAGGUUGUAACCAUGGAAGUACUUAUAAUAAAGUGGACACAAUUAAUGGAACAAAAGUGAAUGGUUUACAAGUGGCAGAGGCUCCAGGAAAAUUGAGAAAUGAAAAUACAACAGAUGUUGGUCUUGUUACAAAUGGAAAAUUGGUUGAAGGAAGGUUUGUGUUUAGACAGAUUUUUGUUAUUAGAUCCUAUGAAAUUGGUCCAGAUCGCACUCUCACCAUGGAGACACUCAUGAAUUUUCUUCAGGAAACUGCUCUAAAUCAUGUUACAAGCUCUGGGAUAGGAGGAGAUGGAUUUGGAGCUACGCGUGAGAUGAGUCUAAGGAAACUCAUUUGGGUUGUUACUCGAAUUCAGGUUCAAGUGCAGAGAUAUAACAAAUGGGGAGAAGAAAUUGAAGUUGAUACCUGGGUCGAUGCCGCAGGAAAUAAUGGAAUGCGAAGAGAUUGGAUAAUCAGAGAUCGAUGUACGGGAGAGAUCAUAACUAAAGCAACAAGCACAUGGGUGAUAAUGAAUAGAGAAACUAGAAGAUUAUCGAAAAUACCUGAAGAAGUUAAAAGAGAGCUUUCUCCUUUUUACAUUCAUAGGAUUGCUGUAGCUAGUGAAGAAAGAGACUGUGAAAAGAUAGACAAACUCACUGAUGAAACUGCUGAGACAACACGUUCUGGUUUGGCUCCAAGGUGGAAUGACAUGGAUGUUAACCAGCAUGUAAACAAUGUGAAAUACAUCGGAUGGAUAUUAGAGAGUGUGCCGAUGAAAGUUCUAGAAGAUUAUAAAAUGAAAAGCUUGACUUUAGAGUAUAGGCGUGAAUGUACACAAUCAAAUACGUUGGAAUCUAUGACAUGUCCAACAGAAAGAGUGAUAGGUGAAUCUGAUAAUAAUUCCAGCAACAGAAAACCUGAUCUGCAAUACACACACUUACUUCGUUUACAAGAUGAUAAAAAAGAAGUUGUUCGAGCUAGAUCUGAAUGGCAUUUAAAGCAAAAUCAGCAAUGAUGGAAACUAUACAUUAUACUUUAGUGAUGUUUCUUUGUUUUUCUUAUUAGGAUCCUUUAAUCUAUGUACUUGUUGAUUUUGUCAAUUAAUUUGAGAUAUCAUUUUCUUGA